UCACGUGACUUUGCAGUGCUGACUAAGCCAAUCUCGGUCUAGCUCCUUGAAGCUUAAGAGGUAAAUUCUUCUAAUCCUCAUGACCGCAGACAGACUUGAAGCCUCACAACUAAUCUGUUCCGCAUACAGACGGACAGAUAGAGAGCCAAGAGUUACACCACUUGCCAGAGCUAUGUGCCUUCGUCAUAGCGACAGUCAUCGGUCUCUGCCGAAGUUGCGGCCCUGAUAUAACUUGUCGGAAGUGUAUCUCCUUGAUGAUUGACGUCCUUGGAAAACCUUUCCGGGAUGAUUCCACGUCGAAUCUGAGGUGGUACAAUAGUCCGCGCCAAUUGAGGUAAUGAGCCCAGAGAUCAGAAAGACCCUGGCGCAGAGACCAGACCAAAAUGACUGCCUUUGCUUGGACAAUACAUAUCACGAGUGGCAUUCUCAACAACUCUUACUCCGCCCAUGUGAGACGAUAUCAAAAUGACGUAGGGAUUGUUUUCCACUAUAUGAUGGAAUGAAGAGCUUACCUCCAGUCGGGUCCUACAGAGGUUCCAUCUUACACUAGGACAGACAGACACGUUUGCUCAGAAGAAACCAAAUCUACCGACUUGAAUCCGCAGGAUAGGUAUCUGGCCGUCUACCAGACAACUAAAUCAGCGGGAAAACUCGUACGAGAACCUCAGACUGCCAUGACGCCCGGCGUGAUCGACGACGAAAGUGUCGACCAAGUCCUCUCCGGCCUCAUCACAGCAUUUCACAUCCUCCACCAACACCAAGUGUUGGACGAACAUGGCCAGAUCUCGGUUCGCAAUCCUCGAGAACCUUCGACCUUCUUCACAAGCAUUGUCCCGGCCAUUCUCAUAUCGUCGAAGAAAGACCUGAACCAGUGGAACGUGACCGACGGGUCUCCUGUUGACGAUCCAUACCCAGACGUCGAAAAAGUCGCCAGGGUCUCCCCGAUGACCGAGAUCUUCGUGCACAGCUCCAUGUACAACAUGUACCCCGGGGUGCAGAGCGUCCUGCACUCCCACUGUCCGACCGCGAUCGUGUACGGUCUCUGCAACAGCUGGACCAGCAUGCUACAGCCGAGCUAUCUGAUGGCCGGCUUUCUCGGUUCCUCGCCCCCGAUCUUCGACACUGCACGAUACUACGACGACCUGCCUGCCUCGCACCCCAAGAACCUCCUCAUAACCACUGGGUACCUCGGCGACGAAAUGGCAAUGGCGCUACGCAAGUCCCACCAGCGUGAAGAAGGGACGGAUGUUCUUGCUAACGGCUCGACCAUUCUGCCGGAACAAAAGGCCGUGUUCAUGCGCGGCCACGGGUACACGACGUGGGCCGAGAGUCUCGUGGAUGUGGUGUGGCGCGCCAUACACAUCCGUCGGGAUGCAGAGAUACAGACUGCGGCCAUGGCGCAACGGGACGCCACCGAGCUCGAGAUCGUCUACCUCACGGAGCAGGAGGCCCUGGAUUGCGAACGCACCAUCAAUCAUGCGGAUAGGUCACAGUGGCAAGCGUGGGUAGCGCAGGCAGAGAGGUCAGGCAUGUACAGGAAUGAUGAGGUGCGCUCGCAGUCGAGUGGGAGUUGAAAAAGGUCCUCUCAUCCCAAGGUGGAAUACAACAUGGCUAAUUCAGGACCAUGAUCCGGUCAUACACUAAAAAUCACUUUUGUAUUAUCUUAUAUCGGUCUAAUGGGUAUAUAUAAAUCAAAUGCCACACGAGUGCGCUUUAACAGACCGUCUUCCAAACCUUCUUGUACCAGGGCCAAGCGGCUUGAAUCUUCCGCUCCUCUUCCAGGAUCUCCU
This is a messenger RNA of Exophiala oligosperma, 1790 nucleotides long. RefSeq lists its product as uncharacterized. Bases 675 to 1574 code for a protein of 299 amino acids. The record is from RefSeq and is a predicted model, not a curated record. Gene Ontology annotation, cellular component: cytosol. NCBI's taxonomy places the organism in Eukaryota, Fungi, Ascomycota, Eurotiomycetes, Chaetothyriales, Herpotrichiellaceae. Gene Ontology annotation, molecular function: aldehyde-lyase activity. Gene Ontology annotation, biological process: pentose catabolic process. The transcript has a single exon.